AUGGAAAAUUCUACUGUCAUUAGUAAUCAACAAAAACAAAGUCCAAUAGAAACACUUCCAAACGAAAUAAUCUACAACAUCUUUAAUUUCCUAACUACAUUUGAUGUUGUUCGAGGUUUUACACUACUUAAUCAUCGUUUUGAUACAUUAGUACAAUUUCAUGUUAAAGAAAUCGAUCUUACGGAUAGUUGGCAAGGAAACCAACAAUAUUUGCACCGAAUCUGUGAGACAAUUCAAACAUUAAAAAUCGAUCGGUAUCAUACUUAUUUAUUGACGUCUUCGUCUGAUCGAACAAAUUUUACAGCUGGUCAACGUAAUGAUAAACAUUUAUUACAAUCUAUGAUCCGAAAAAUCACAACUACAAUACAAUGUCGUUUGUUUCGUUCAGUUUCAGCAAGUAUUUAUCGAUUUCCCGCACUUCAAUCACUUCAUCUUGUUAAUAUAUCGAACUGGAACAACAUUAUAUCUGAUAUGAAUUUAGCAAAUUUGAAUCUUUGGUUCGAUGAUGAUAUACAUUAUUUUAAUGAUGAAAUAAAGAUCCCUACAACAAUCAUUCGAUUUACUGCAAAUGCUGUGCUGGAUGCUCAUUGUUUUCAUUUGAAUUUAAUUGAUUUGAAUGUAUAUAUCUGUUCAUUUUCACAUCUAAUCGAAAUUGUUUAA
Molecule: messenger RNA, 660 nt
Organism: Adineta ricciae
Lineage: Eukaryota; Metazoa; Rotifera; Eurotatoria; Adinetida; Adinetidae
Source: the annotation of a GenBank genome assembly